This is a messenger RNA of Paramecium tetraurelia, 1302 nucleotides long. RefSeq lists its product as uncharacterized. The record is from RefSeq and is a predicted model, not a curated record. The transcript has 4 exons. NCBI's taxonomy places the organism in Eukaryota, Ciliophora, Oligohymenophorea, Peniculida, Parameciidae.
AUGAAAAAUACUUUUGCUCUAGCAUUACUACUCUUAAUCACCUUUGAAGUUUCUUGCUUAUCAGUUUCCACUACUGAAGAGAAGCCAUCUUUUAAAUUAUCUUUUCCAAAGACAACAAAUUCAAGCACCACUUUCUAUAUGGAUUUUUCCAAUACUUUCGAGUAUUAUGCUGUCGAAUUGAACCAAACAUCCCCAGGGAAUGCUGAGAUUGUUUUUUUGUAUAUGGAGUCAAAGCCUCCUUCUGUACAAGAUGGAGAACUGAUCUAUGAUGAUAUGGACUACGAUAGCUAUGCUUAGAAAAAGAGUGAACACUUUUUAUUGGUCUCAAAUCCACUCGAAAAAAUUUACUUUACUAUAUUCACUAAUAUUUCAAUCUCUUAUGAUAUAAUUGUCUCGGGAUCUCAUGAAAAACUAUGUCCAAAAGGAUGUAAUUAGAAUGGAUAAUGUAUAAAUGGUGAAUGCAAGUGCAACAAGCCUUUUAUUGGAAGGGAUUGUUCAGUUCUAGCUAUUGAAAUUGAAAAAGACAAAAUGUUUGGAAUUGGUGCACCAGAAGAAUAAUUCUACUUCUUUUAUGAAUAGGAUGGAUCUCAGCAACUAAGAUUAGAAAUAUCAACUGAAUAACUUGAUUCAGUAUACGUUUAUCUUCUUGUUCCUGAUCUUAUUUACAUACCUACUCCUUCGGUUUAUAAUCAAGGAGCAAACAUAACAAUUGGAUAGCCAUUUUCAGUGAUGAUAAAUUAGAGAAAUAGUAGAAGAGAUGAUGAUGAUGGAGAAGACAGUAUUCCAGACAAGUUAGUUCUUCUUGUUUAAGGAAAGUCAUUUGAGAUAAAUUUGGAAACCAUCUCAGAUGACAGAUCAAAAAAAAGCAGACUAAUCAUAAUCAUCGUUUGUAGCAUUGCAGGAUCUCUAUUGUUAUGCUCAAUUGGAUUUUGUUCAAGAAGAGCUUUUUUAAAAAGAUAAAGGGAAAAGUAGACUCCUGCAACACCCAAUAUCGAUUUGGAAAUUAAAGAGAAAGAAUUAGAAAUCCCAGCCUAUCAAGAGUAAACCCAAAAACUGUAUAAUGAUGCACUUGAAAUUAUAUCUAAUAAGGAUCUCCAAGAUGGAUAAGAUAACUGCGGAAUUUGUUUGGAAUCAUUGAAAACAGCUAAAGUGAUCUGUAAAAUUCAAUGCAGUCACGUGUUUCAUGGUAGUUGUAUAGAAACAUGGCUUAAAAAAAAUUCAUAUUGCCCUUUUUGUAGAUUUGACCUAAAAAUUAAAGCAAUCAAAGAGAAUAAUGAUGAGGAAUUAAUUCCAGAGCUAUGA